Messenger RNA from Gilbertella persicaria, 1377 nucleotides. Its product is annotated as Not1 N-terminal domain, CCR4-Not complex component-domain-containing protein. NCBI's taxonomy places the organism in Eukaryota, Fungi, Mucoromycota, Mucoromycetes, Mucorales, Choanephoraceae. Gene Ontology annotation, cellular component: P-body; CCR4-NOT core complex; nucleus. The record is from RefSeq and is a predicted model, not a curated record. Gene Ontology annotation, biological process: regulation of DNA-templated transcription; nuclear-transcribed mRNA poly(A) tail shortening. The transcript is spliced from 7 exons. The coding region runs from base 1 to 1377 and encodes 458 amino acids.
AUGUCGAUGAAAAAAUUGCAAGCCGAGAUCGACCGGGUCUUAAAGAAAGUGAGUGAAGGUGUCGAAACCUUUGACAAUAUUUUCGACAAGAUACAGUCCACCAGCAAUUCAAAUCAAAAAGAAAAAUAUGAGCAAGAUUUAAAGAAAGAAAUUAAGAAACUGCAGCGUCUACGUGAUCAAAUCAAAACAUGGUUGUCUUCAAAUGAUAUCAAGGACAAAACUGCCUUGAUGGACAAUAGAAAACUUAUUGAGACAGAAAUGGAAAGAUUCAAGAAUGUUGAGCGCGAAAUGAAGACAAAAGCUUUCUCAAAAGAAGGUCUACUGCAACGAGAGAGAAUGGAUCCAAAAGAGAAAGAAAAAGCAGACGCGUGCGAUUGGAUUUCAAAUACUGUGGACGAAUUAUCACGCCAAAUUGAAAUGGCUGAAGCUGAAGUUGAAACACUGCAAGGCACAUCGAGAAAAGGAAAGAAAGACCAUUCAAAAGUUGAGAGAACAAAUGAAUUAGAGCACUUUAUUGAGCGUGAUCGAUGGCAUAUCAAUCGCUUAGAACUUAUUCUGAGAUUACUGGAAAACGAUCAGCUAUCGCCUGACAGAGUCACUGCUAUUCAGGAUGAUGUGCAAUACUAUCUUGAGUGUAAUCAGGAGCCUGAUUUUGAAGAAGAUGAACUUGUCUAUGAUGACUUGAACUUGGAAGAAGAAGAGGAAAUGUACAAUGUAGGCACUGAAGAUCACUUUGUAGCUGAAGCGCAAUCACCUCGUGUUGUUGUUCCAUCUGCCUGGGCAGAACCUAUCAAAAUCGCAGAUCAAAUCAAAUCCACAAAUGAAAAAUCGACAGCAGAGAAACAGAAAACUCAUCCUGGUGCUGAAGUUGAAUCCCGUCUGCCAAACUCUUUGGCCGAUCUUGCUUCUUCUUUUGAAGCAAUUAAACUAAAAGCAUCCAAGAAUGAAGACUCUCAAUAUGCCAAUCGUAUGUUGGAUGCCAGUCUUCAGUUUGUUCCUGAUCUCAUAGACUCUGAAAGACCUAAAGUGUAUCAAGCACAAACACCACAAUUGACACCUGCUUAUUAUCCCCAACAGCCACUGGCUAUUUUUGACAAUCCAAGUCUUUUUGAAAAGUUUGAUAUGGAUGCACUGUUUUUUAUAUUUUAUUAUCAACAGGGCACUUACCAACAAUACUUGGCUGCAAAAGAACUCAAGAAGCAAUCAUGGCGCUUCCAUAAGAAAUACUUGACUUGGUUCCAACGCCAUGAAGAACCAAAGACUAUUACAGAUGAAUAUGAACAAGGAACUUAUAUCUAUUUUGAUUAUGAAGGCGCUUGGUGUCAGCGCAAGAAGACCGAAUUUCGAUUUGAAUAUCGUUAUUUAGAAGAUGCGUGA